AAUUCAUUUUACCAUUGUUACGUAUCACAAUCUUCUUAUUGGUAAAAAGAUAUGUUUACAUUUUCUUAUUUGGGGAGUUAUUACUUAGAAUAUGAAGGACAAAGCAAUGGGUAAGUGGCGGGAGAAGAAAGAAAAGAGCCAAAUUAUGAAGAAUUGAGAACAGUAGGACUUAACAGAGCAGUUGGGCAUAUAAGUACUGAGUGAGGAGGAGGAAUAUAGGAUGAAAAUCUGGAUUCUAACAUUGGUUACUUGGGUACAUGGGGCUGGUAAUCAAAGUGAGGAAUACAGAAAAAGGAACAGGUUUCUAAGGGAAAGGUUAUAAAUUCACCAUAUUAAAAAUACCUGUUGUAUAUCCACAUAUACAGGCGAUGGGAGCAGAGACCUAAGGACAGAGAGAAAGAGAGAGAGAGAGAGAGAGAACGAUGCCAGGAGAAUGAGGAAAGCAAAUGUGCAACUCAGAGGAGGUUUCAAAAACCUUUAACAAACAAGUAACUCAUGUUGUGUUCAAAGACGGAUACCAGAGCACCUGGAACAAAGCUCAGCAGAGAAGGGUAAAGCUUGUUUCAGUGCUCUGGGUUGAAAAAUGCAGGACAGCUGGAGUACAUGUUGAUGAAUCAUUAUUCCCUGCAGCUAAUUCUCAAGAACACUUACCAAGUCUAAUUAAAAAAAAACGUAAAUGUAUGCAACCAAAAGAUUUUAUUUUGAAGACACCAGAAAAUGAUAAAAGAUUUCAGAAGAGAUUUGAGAAAAUGGCUGAAGAGCUACAAAGGCAAAAAACAACUCUAGAUUAUGAUGUACCUAUUCUCUUAUUUGAAUCUGAUGGUUCUUUGACAUAUAGUCCCACAAGCCAAGUUAACAGUAGUCACCACAGUGUAAUGGAGAAGAGACUACAAGAGAUGAAGGAGAAAAGGGAAAAUCUUUCCCCUACCUCUUCCCAAAUGAUCACACAGUCUUAUGAUAAUCCAGGUAACUCUCUAUGUGAAGAAGCAUCUUUGAACAUUUCACGUUAUACUUUGUGUUCAGAUGAAUCCUUUGCUGGUGAUUCACACUCAUCUUUUGAUGAUCUUUGUGGAAAUUCAGGAUGUGGAAAUCAAGAAAGGAAAUUAGGAGGAUCCAUUAAUGAAAUUAAAAGUGAUAUGUGUGUUUCUUCACCUGUUUUGAAAGCAGAUAGUAUUCAUUCAUCAGCAUCUUCCAGUUACCUCAGCCGUUUAAGUCCUCAGAAAUUCAUGAGUAAUCUUUCAAAGCAAGAAAGAAAUUGGCGAAGAGAUACUAUAGGUGAAAUAGUCACCCCUGACAAAAAACAGGCUGAAGGUCUAUCUAAAGAGUGGUUGUAUGAGAAAUACCGUUUGUCUCCUACAUUAUCUUCAAAGAAAGGCCUCCUUUUGGUGCAUUCAGUAUCGAAGGGUUCCACAGUGAAGAGAAAAAGGACACCAGAGGACUUACAUUCACCUCCAAAAGAAAACCUAAAAAAGAGAUGCAGCCGGAGAUCUAUCAUGCCAAGGCUGCAGCUGUUUAAGUUAGAAAACAGCCUGCAGUUCAUGACCAGAUCUGCUGCUGAAACUCUGGAUUGCGGAGAGUCCUCAUAUGAUGAUUAUUUUUCACCUGAUAAUCUUAAGGAAAGGAAUUCAGAGAAUCUUCCUCAAUCUCAGCCAUCAUCCAGCCCUGCUCAUUUCAGCUGCAGAAGUCUUUCCAAAAGGGAGAGAACAAGCAUAUUAGAAAUGUCUGAUUUUUCUUGUCUUGGUAAAAAACUCAGAUCAGUCAGCAUUUCCAAUUUAAUAACAAAACCCAGCUCCAGUCUACAGAAAACUGGAAAUGGUGAAGUCUGCACAACUUUGAAUUUUAUGACAUCUGAGGGAACUUUUGCCACUGCAGAAACUCCAGAGUGUUAUAGACAGGCUGGGCCUCUGCAGGGAGAGGAGACAUGCCCAGAUGUAAACAGCUUUUCCUGCACCAUUGAUGACCUUGCUCAUCCAGAAGGACCUCAUGGAGAUUUUACUCCUUUGAAAGGAGGCAGUAAAGAAACGAAAGAAAUGGUUGGUAUAAAAGGUACACAGAAAGAAGGUACCACUUCCAAAAUGCUGAACUCCUCUGAAGGCGAAGCACAAAGUGAUUAUAGGCUAAAUUUUGUAGAUGACUUUAAUGUGGAAAAAUCUACAGAAGAAAAGGAAAACUUAUCCAGAGGAUAUAGUGAAAAUGUUAACAGUGGCCCAGCAAGGCAUGAUGUUUUACAUGGCUCAUGUGAAGGCUUGAAGGGCCUCAUCAGACCUCAUGAGGAAUCAAAGAAAAAUGGGAAAGGCAAAAAGCCAACAAGAACAUUAGUCAUGACAAGCAUGUCAUCUGAAAAGCAGAAUGUCGUCAUCCAGGUUGUGAAUAAAUUUGAAGGCUUCUCACUCGCUCCGGAAGUCUGUGAGACGACCACGCACGUGCUCUGCGGGGAGCCCAUCCGCACCCUGAAUGUGCUGCUGGGAAUCACACGCGGCUGCUGGGUUCUCUCUUAUGAAUGGGUGCUGUGGUCUUUGGAAUCGGGUCACUGGAUAUCUGAGGAGCCAUUUGAACUUUCUACCUACUUCCCUGCAGCUCCUAUAAGCAAGCAAUGCAAGAGAUACAGAGACAAUUCAAGAAAUGCUGCAGGCUGCAGGUGGAAGCUGUGCCUCCAGACACCUGCAGCUCCUUUGACAGCUGCAGGCUCCUCCCAGGUGUGUGCCGACGUGAGCGCCUUUUGUGUGCAGGGCAGUACCAGGGAACCCUCUUCGCCGACCAGCCAAUGCUGUUCAUCUCGCCGGCCAGCAGCCCACCCAGGGCCAAGCUGCAUGAGCUGGUCCACCUGUGCGGAGGCCGGAUCAGCGGGGCCGCCCGCCAGGCCAGCAUCUUCAUUGGGCCCCACUGCGGAAAGAAGAAAGCAACUCUCAAGUAUUUGUCAGAAAAGUGGAUCUUAGAUUCCAUCACUCAGCACAAGGUCUGCUCCCUUGAAGACUACCUAUUGCUGCAGUGACGGAGACAUCAUCGGACCGUGGCGACUGCAGGCAGCUCGCCAAGCUGCCUUUGGACUUUCAAAUGAAAAACAGCACUGUGAAGGGAAGGAGCUGACUUAUUAAAGAUGACUGUAGAUAUCAUCAC
This is a messenger RNA of Microcebus murinus (gray mouse lemur), 3117 nucleotides long. Lineage: Eukaryota; Metazoa; Chordata; Mammalia; Primates; Cheirogaleidae. The record is from RefSeq and is a predicted model, not a curated record.